This is a messenger RNA of Dipodomys spectabilis (banner-tailed kangaroo rat), 3552 nucleotides long. RefSeq names its product zinc finger protein 652 (gene Znf652). Gene Ontology annotation, molecular function: RNA polymerase II cis-regulatory region sequence-specific DNA binding; DNA-binding transcription activator activity, RNA polymerase II-specific. The transcript has 6 exons. The coding region runs from base 451 to 2304 and encodes 617 amino acids. Gene Ontology annotation, cellular component: nucleus. Gene Ontology annotation, biological process: regulation of transcription by RNA polymerase II. The record is from RefSeq and is a predicted model, not a curated record. Lineage: Eukaryota; Metazoa; Chordata; Mammalia; Rodentia; Heteromyidae.
AGCGCUGCGGCGACGGCGGCGGCGGCGGCGGCGGCCGAGGCCGGGUCUGAGGAGCGGCCCGGAGCCUAGACGUUGGUCAGGGGGAGGGGCCCGGCCGGGCGGCCGGCGGUGGUUACUCGAGCGCCGCGGCUGCAGGCCCCCCGCCGCUGGGAUGGACCGCCGAGGCGGCGGUCGGGGCGGCGGAGGCGGAGGCGGUCGGCCCGGAUAAGAUAUUCCAAGUCCCUUGCAGUGCUCUGCAGAAGAAAAUUAUGAGUGCUCUGUUCUUACCAUGAUACCAAUCCUGUUUGACAUGCCUUGGUGCUGUGACACUGCAAGAAUUGCACACAGGCUCCAGGAAUGUUUUUUUUCACUUAAGUAGUUCUCUGUGGAUGGAAAGAGAUUUGAGUCUUAAUAAUUACCUUGUUUUAAAGCUAUUUCUCUAUAGUCUGAACUGCUUGGGGCCACUUACCAAUGAGCCACACAGCCAGUUCUUCUCAGGAGCUGGUUGAAAACUGUGCUGUGCAUGUAGCAGGGAUGGCACAAGAAGACAGCCGUCGUGGUCAGAUGCCAUCUACUUUUUAUCAUGGUGCCAACCAAGAACUUGACCUGUCCACCAAAGUUUAUAAAAGGGAAUCAGGAAGCCCUUAUUCUGUGUUAGUGGACAACAAGAUGAGCAAACCACAUCUCCAUGAGACAGAAGAGCAGCCAUAUUUCAGGGAGACAAGAGCAGUGUCUGAUGUGCAUGCUGUCAAAGAAGACCAGGAGAAUUCUGAUGACACAGAAGAAGAAGAGGAGGAGGAGGAGGAGGAGGAGGAGGAGGAAGUCUCUUACAAAAGGGAGCAGAUCAUAGUGGAGGUAAACCUUAAUAAUCAAACGUUAAAUGUAUCUAAAGGGGAAAAGGGUGUCUCUUCUCAGUCCAAAGAGACUCCUGUUCUUAAGACGAGCAGCGAGGAGGAAGAGGAAGAGAGUGAGGAAGAGGCCACUGAUGACAGCAAUGACUAUGGAGAGAAUGAAAGGCAGAAGAAAAAGGAGAAGCUAGUAGAGAAAGCCAGCGUUACACAAAGGCGAACACGGAGAGCUGCCUCUGUUGCAGCAGCUGCCACUUCCCCUACUCCCAGAACUACAAGGGGGCGUAGGAAGAGUGUAGAGCCACCCAAGCGUAAGAAGCGGGCCACAAAGGAGCCCAAAGCACCAGUCCAGAAAGCUAAGUGUGAAGAGAAAGAGACUUUGACCUGUGAGAAGUGCCCCAGGGUGUUUAAUACUCGCUGGUACCUGGAGAAGCACAUGAACGUAACUCACAGGCGCAUGCAGAUCUGUGAUAAAUGUGGCAAGAAGUUUGUCCUGGAAAGUGAGCUGGCCCUUCACCAGCAAACAGACUGUGAAAAAAACAUUCAGUGUGUUUCCUGUAACAAAUCAUUCAAGAAACUUUGGUCCCUUCAUGAACAUAUCAAGAUUGUCCACGGAUAUGCAGAAAAGAAAUUUGCCUGUGAAAUCUGUGAGAAGAAAUUCUACACCAUGGCCCACGUACGGAAACACAUGGUUGCACACACAAAAGACAUGCCAUUUACAUGUGAAACCUGUGGAAAGUCAUUCAAACGCAGCAUGUCGCUCAAGGUGCACUCUUUACAGCAUUCUGGAGAAAAGCCCUUCAGAUGCGAGAACUGUGAUGAGAGGUUUCAGUACAAGUACCAGCUCCGCUCCCAUAUGAGUAUCCACAUUGGGCACAAGCAGUUCAUGUGCCAGUGGUGUGGCAAGGACUUCAACAUGAAGCAGUACUUCGACGAACACAUGAAAACACACACUGGAGAGAAGCCCUUUAUCUGUGAAAUAUGUGGCAAAAGCUUCACCAGCCGCCCCAACAUGAAGAGGCACCGCAGAACUCACACAGGCGAGAAGCCCUACCCCUGUGAUGUGUGCGGCCAGCGCUUCCGCUUCUCCAACAUGCUCAAGGCACACAAGGAGAAGUGCUUUCGGGUGACCAGCCCUGUGAACGUGCCGCCCACAGCCCAGAUCCCACUCACCUCUGCUCCAGCUGGCCCUGUCCCUUCUGUCCCUUCCGCAGUGAGCACACCGGCAAGCCCAGCCCCUCCAGCCAGUGUGAACCCAGUGGGCUCUCUUCCCCCUCGGCCUGUUCCCCACCCCUUCUCGCACCUGCACAUCCACCCUCACCCUCACCACCCACACCACCUUCCUAUCCCUCCAGUCCCUCAUCUGCCCCCACCGCCAGCUCUCUUCAAGAGUGAGCCUUUAAACCACAGAGGCCAGAGUGAGGACAGCUUUCUGCGGCACCUGGCUGAGAAGAACAGUUCAGCACAGCACCACUAACACCACCUCAUAAGUGCAGUCUCCCAGCGUUCCCACGGUGAGUCUCCUGGCGAGAGGGAGCUGGUGAGCAGCCACAGUUCUCAGGCUCUCCUCCAACUCCUUCAGGGCUUUGCCACUGCGUUGGUACAUCAACAGACCCAAGGAAAUGAACCAGAAGAUGACCUUAUAACUCUUAGGGGGAACUAUCCUCAAAUCCAGGGGAACCAUGGCACUAAAGCCCAAUUUGCUUGCAUUUUCUGAUGACUUUUAUAAAUUUCAGAUUCCCAGACUUGUGGGUUUUUAUAAUUUCAUAUCAGCUGAUGAGAUAUGCUUGCUUUUAUAUCCUGGACUUCUCCUCAAAGAGGGGAUAGGCCUGGUUUUCCUUUGUAUUAAUCGGGAAGGCUGUGAGAUUAAUCCAGAGCAUUAAUUGUAUCACUGUGUAUUGUAAUUAAUUCUUUUCAGCUUUGGUGCUGGCUACAGAGUUGAGCUGGCCAUGUUUCACAGUAUAUCAAGCAUUAUAGAGAAAGAUGGAAGUUUUCUUCUUUGUGUAGCUCUCUUAACACUUUAUUUUACUACAGAAAUUAUUUUAGAGUUUUUGUAUAGACUUCAUUAGUAGUCUGUUUCUAAAAUGAAAUGUAUUUCAAUAAGCGGUGUAAUUUUUUUCAGUGUAGCUGAACCUAUGUUGUAAAAUAGAAAAAUUUUUUAUAAUCAUCAAAAUGUGAUUCUUAAAGAUGCAUAUAAAACUUCUAUAAUUCAAAGUUAUUCUUAAAUCCGUACAACUCAAAGGUGCUUCAGAGACUAGGUGUAUCUAAGGGGGUCUCCAGACCAGGUCACUGCAGAAAUGAAGUGUCACUUUCAGGACAUGGCGUAAGUACACAGUCAUGUAAAAAAAUCUCUGCUCAGCACUCAGAUGUUGGUCAGGCUCACUGAUGUGCUGCUACCCUCUGGGUUCUUUUGGGGCUCUGUUCAUGCAUUAAGUGGGCUGAUGGACAGGGAAUCAGGACCCCUUUGGGGAAGCCACCUAAUGAUUGGCUGGUUUGAAUUUGUGUGAAGUAGUUCACUGAAGAAGGAAGUACUGGAGAUUUUUUCCUUUCAGUCACAUCUGUUUCUUACUUCCCUUAGGAGCUGUGUUCAUGUUUAACUUUUAGGAAAGACAGAUUGGAGUCUAUUGUUUGAGGUUGCUUUAUUUUUCUAGAAUUAUUACAAGAAGCUAACAUGUUAGACUGAAAUCACAAACAUGAUACAAACUGGCAGUGGCUGAGACAUUCA